Messenger RNA from Vitis vinifera (wine grape), 3524 nucleotides. RefSeq names its product protein argonaute 2. Lineage: Eukaryota; Viridiplantae; Streptophyta; Magnoliopsida; Vitales; Vitaceae. Gene Ontology annotation, biological process: regulatory ncRNA-mediated post-transcriptional gene silencing. Gene Ontology annotation, molecular function: RNA binding; protein binding. The record is from RefSeq and is a predicted model, not a curated record. Gene Ontology annotation, cellular component: cytoplasm. Bases 232 to 3411 code for a protein of 1059 amino acids. The transcript is spliced from 3 exons.
GCCAUCCAAUCGACAGUCACAUUUCUACCGAAUUUACAUUUUCUUUGGACUGCAGUUUUAUUACCAAUGAUUCAAGAAUGAAUUUUCAUAUUAAAUGAUUGAAAAGCUUUAGUAACCCUUCCCCUCAUUUCACAAACCCACUGACCUACAAACCCUCUUUUCCCUUCACCUUUUAGCUCUCAGACUCCUAGUGAAAAGUCAAUUGAGUCACCGCCGAGUUGAGUCUCUGCUAUGGAAGAUCGCUGGAGAGGCGGCGGCGGCUAUAGAGGAAGAGAUGGCGGUCUCCAUAGGGGAAGAAGCGGCGGUGAUCACCCGCGCCAUCGCCACGGAGGAGGCUUUAGAGGAGGUCGAAGGCCUGGGUACAGCAGAGGGUACGAGGAAGACGCACCGCCGCCACCAGUGCACCGGUGGAGAGGGCCUCCCGAAAUGGGUCACGACCGAGACUACUACCACUAUGGCGGAAGCAGUGAUAGGUAUGGUGGCAAUGGUGGCGGGGGGUGGCGGAGCUCUGGCCUCAGCCCUAGAAAUUCUCCGGCGUGGCGCCCUCUUCCUCCGUCGCCGCCGCGGCGCCCGCUUCCUCUGCCGUCGCCCCCCCGGCGCCCUCUUCCUCCGCUCUCGCCCCCGCGGCGCCAUCCUCCUCCGCUCUCGCCCCCGCGGCGCCAUCUUCCUCCGUCGUCGCCCCCCCGGCGCCCACUUCCUCCGCCGUCGCCGCCUCGGCGCCCGUUGCCUUCCAUGCCCGCUUUUGUCGAGUCCCGGAGGUCUCCUGAUACUGUUCCAGAAAUGGAGCCAUCAAAACUUUUAGGUAGCUUGACACCAACAUCCUCCUUGGAACGCAUGGACAGAGUUCUCCCUAUAAGGCGACCUGACAAAGGUGGCACAAAUGCAAUCCAAUCUACCAUGGUUCGUGUCAAUCAUUUCCCUGUGAAAUUCAACUCUGAGAAAAUCAUUCUGCACUAUGAUGUUGAUAUUAAACCAGAGGUGCUACCCAAGCAUGGUCGUACCUUGAAGUUAUCAAAGUCUAAUCGCUGCAUGAUAAAAGAGAAGUUGUUCUCUGAUGAUCCCUCACGAUUUCCCUUGUCAAGAACGGCUUUUGAUGGUGAGAAGAAUAUUUUUAGUGUUGUUGAGCUGCCCACUGGAAAAUUUAAGGUGGAGUUCUCUGAGAGCGAAGACAUGAAGAUCUGUUCGUAUAUAUUCACCAUAAAGCUUGUGAAUCAACUAGAGCUUCGCAAGUUGAAGGAUUAUUUAAGUGGGAAACUUUUUUCCAUACCUCGUGAGAUAUUGCAAGGGAUGGAUGUGGUGAUGAAGGAGAAUCCUGCAAGGCAUAUGAUCUCUGUUGGACGGAGCUUUUACCCAACUCUGUUCUCUCUAGAUGAUGAUCUUGGACAUGGCAUUGUAGCUUCUAGAGGAUUUUUACAUAGCCUCAAGCCCACGGCCCAGGGUUUAACCUUAUGUUUGGACUACUCAGUCUUAGCAUUUCGAAAGCCAAUUCCGGUUAUAGAUUUCCUUGAGGAGCAUGUUAAUGGAUUUAAGUUGAAUGAUUUAAGAAGAGUAAGGAAAGAAGUUGAGGUUGCUCUAAAAGGAUUAAAAGUUAGAGUCAUUCAUCGUCUUUGCAAACAAAAAUACACUAUCUCAGGAUUAAGUGGUGAGGACACAAGGUAUCUUUCAUUUAUCGCUGAAGACCUAGAGGGCAAAUCUCCAGCAAAGAAAGUUGGGAUUAUUGAUUAUUUCAGGGAAAAAUAUGGGAAGGAUAUUAAGUACAAGGAUAUUCCGUGCUUAGAUUUGGGGAAAAACAAUAGGAAGAACUAUGUACCCAUGGAGUUCUGCAUCUUGACUGAGGGACAGAGGUUUCUCAAAGAGAACUUGGAUAGAAAUGGGGCUCAGAAGUUGAAAAAUUUGUCACUGGUUGCCCCUAAAGUCAGAGAGAACAACAUAUGUGAAAUGGUGCGAUCAAAGACUGGACCAUGUGGUGGAGAUAUGAUCAAUAACUUUGGGAUUGAAGUCAACAUGAGGAUGACUACAGUUGCAGGACGUGUGAUUAUGGCACCUGAAUUAAAGCUAGGAGGGGCUCAUAAUGGAAGGAUGAGCAAGAUUACUGUGGACAGGAACAGGUGUCACUGGAAUUUUGUAGGAAAAUCUGUGGUGGAGGGCAAACACAUUGAUCGGUGGGCUGUACUUGAUUUCAGUGCAUAUGAAGGAUUCAACAGACUGAAUCCUGACCACUUUAUUCCCAAAUUUAUCAGGCGCUGUGCAAGUCUUGGAAUUAGAAUGGAUGAGCCACUUUUGUAUCAGUCGUCUCGAAUGAAUGCCUUCUCCAAUGUUGCCAUGCUUCGUGAACUGCUCUUAGGAGUAGCUGGCAGAGCUCAUGAUAGUACAAAAAACCAGUUGCAAAUUCUUGUAUGUGUGAUGGCUAGGAAGGAUCCUGGCUACAACUAUCUCAAGUGGUUCUGUGAAACCAACAUUGGGAUAGUUACUCAAUGUUGUUUGUCCAGCCCUGCAAAUAAAGCAAAUGACCAGUAUCUUGCAAACUUGGCUCUCAAGAUGAAUGCCAAGCUUGGAGGCAGCAACGUGGAGCUCAUUGACCGGCUUCCUCAUUUUGAGAAUGAAGGUUAUGUAAUGUUUGUAGGUGCUGAUGUCAAUCAUCCUGGUGCUUGGAACUCAGCUAGCCCUUCCAUAGCUGCUGUUGUUGCCACUGUAAAUUGGCCUGCUGUAAAUCGUUAUGCUGCUCGUGUACGCCCCCAGCUCCAUCGAACUGAGAAGAUUCUAAAUUUUGGGGACAUGUGCCUGGAGCUUAUUGAGACCUAUGCUCAGGUGAAUAGAGCCAAGCCGGAUAAGAUUGUGGUGUUUAGGGAUGGGGUGAGCGAGGGCCAAUUUGACAUGGUGCUUAAUGAAGAAUUAGUAGAUCUGAAGGGGGCUAUCCAGAGGGGAAAUUACAACCCAACAAUCACACUUAUUAUAACCCAGAAGAGACAUCAGACUCGACUGUUUCCAGAAAGCAAGAGGGAAAGGGGUCAGGACAGGAGCUUCAAUGAGAAUGUGUCUCCAGGCACGGUUGUAGACACAACUGUGGUUCACCCCUUCGAGUUUGAUUUUUAUCUUUGUAGCCAUUAUGGUGGUAUUGGGACGAGCAAGCCAACACACUACCAUGUCCUCUAUGACGAGCACAGGUUCUCUUCUGACCAACUCCAGAAGCUUAUCUACAACUUGUGUUUCACCUUUGUGCGGUGUACCAAACCUGUCUCCCUUGUUCCUCCUGUAUACUAUGCCGACCUUGCUGCAUACAGAGGACGGCUCUACCAUGACGCCCUGGAGUUGGAGCGCCCAGCUUCAGCUUCUGCAGCCUCUGCAGCUUCAUUUGAUGAGAGGUUUUACCGCUUGCACGGGGAUCUGGAAAAUACGAUGUUUUUUGUUUGAAAGCCCAAUUGUUUCUUUUUGUAAGGGAAGAAGAUUUUUGACGUUAUUUUUCACUUAAAGGCCCUCUGGCGUAGAGCUCCUAUGCAUGCAAGCUUAUGGAGUUUGUGCGUGAA